UUAACCGUUCACUAUCAACCGGCUCCAGUGAACUUUGACUCUCUGAUGCUCUGUGGUUCACUGACGAGUGAGGCAGCAGAGGGGGGGGAAGGUGUUUACCAGUUUUUAAUGUUUCUUAUUCUGGUCAGAUGAGGGUAAAUGAGGACAUGAGGGACUGUGGAUUCAUGAGUUAAAGCUCUCGGGGAAGAUGACUCAGAACAUGUUUCAGGAGGGGCUGUACCAGGUGUUCUUUAAAGAGAGGCCUACGACCGGCCCACAGGCCCAGGCCGGUGUUCAGGUGGAGCUGGACAAUGCUAGGAUCCAUCGCUGGUUCGGGACUGUGGUCAACACCAGGCUUCUGGUCAGCGGGGUGGUUCAGGUCCUCAGUGCGUUAGUGUGCGUUCUGACCACAGUCACUCACGCUUGUGUGAGCUACAACUGCGCCAUCUCCAUGACAACGCCUGUGUGGUCGAGCCUAUCUUACGUGGCUGCAGGAUGUCUGGCAAUGGAGGUUCAGAGAAAAGCCACAAAACUAAAGAUCAUCAUCCUGAUGGCUCUGAACGUCUUCAGUCUUCUGUUUGGAUUCUCUGCUCUCCUGGCCAACAGUCUCACCUUCACACACCCUGCUCCUCUCAGCACGAACCAACAGCGUGCCGGCUCUUAUGUUGCGAGGGGAACUUCUGUAGCCUUCAGUGUUUUCUGUUUUCUGUCAUCACUCUACAUUCUCUUCCUGUCCUGGAGAGGCCUGCGUCGCUACUCUGCUCCUCAGGCUCAGGCCUACAACCGGCUCACACAGGAUCCGGAUGAAACAAAUGGACCUUUACUGGACCAAGAGGAAAUCCUCCCUCUCCUCCUCUCUGAGGGUCAGCGUGUGAGAGGGAAGUGACUGGGGCCUGGAUGUGAUGACAAGAGAGUGAGUGUGUGCGGAAGUGGUGACUCCAUGUGGAGACUCUCACUGAUACUCUGACCUCUCAGCUGAGCGGCCUGGAAGGUUUUCAAUCUGUGAGGAAGUGAGGGAUUAAAUAACUUCCUGUCUUUGAUUUUCAAUGAAGAAAAAAACCAGACGAAAGCAUCAUCUUGAGAACAUUCAUCAAUAAUUUAUUUUUCUUACUCUCAAGAACCACCACGGCUUCUCAUCUUGAAAAUUCAUCAUCAAUUUCCAACAACACAGUUUUGAAAAAUGUAAAGUUACUAUACAAAUUUUUAAUAGAAAAAAGAAUAAAUUAACUGUGGAAUUCAGUUUUUUUUUUCUUA
Pleuronectes platessa (European plaice) is the source of this 1233-nucleotide messenger RNA. RefSeq lists its product as uncharacterized. The record is from RefSeq and is a predicted model, not a curated record. Gene Ontology annotation, cellular component: membrane. Lineage: Eukaryota; Metazoa; Chordata; Actinopteri; Pleuronectiformes; Pleuronectidae. The coding region runs from base 188 to 865 and encodes 225 amino acids. The transcript is spliced from 8 exons.